Molecule: messenger RNA, 220 nt
Organism: Paramecium sonneborni
Lineage: Eukaryota; Ciliophora; Oligohymenophorea; Peniculida; Parameciidae
Source: the annotation of a GenBank genome assembly
AUGAAUAAAUCAAAAAAAAAAGUUUUGAUCUUUUUUAAAAGCAAAAAUUAGUUCUGCAGAAUGCAAUAACUAAAUUCAUUAAGAAAGUAGAAGAAUAUGAAUAAAUCUUUGCAAUCUUAUAAAUCAAUAAGAGAGACUUAUAAAUAUUACUGAAUCAUAAAUCCAAGUGGUGAUGUGUUCUCUAUAAAUUAAAAUCCCUUUUAAGAAUUUUUGAAUUAAU